This is a messenger RNA of Electrophorus electricus (electric eel), 7931 nucleotides long. Lineage: Eukaryota; Metazoa; Chordata; Actinopteri; Gymnotiformes; Gymnotidae. The record is from RefSeq and is a predicted model, not a curated record.
AGUAUUGACCGACUUUCACAAGAACUGGAUUCUUAAAACUGGACGCACUGGAUAGUAAUUUAUUCACCUUUUCGUGUACGUGGGUAUCGUCGCCAUCUACCCUGUGUGGCUUGUCUGUAGUCCCCAAUGCCGGAGAUGGCACAGAGGAGUGGACAGGAGGACCCAGAGCGGUACCUGUUUGUGGACCGGGCCGUGGUCUACAAUCCGGCCACGCAGGCCGACUGGACUGCCAAGAAGCUGGUGUGGGUUCCGUCGGAGAGGCACGGCUUCGAGGCGGCUAGCAUCCGUGAGGAGAGGGGGGAGGAAGUGCUGGUUGAACUGGCUGAAAAUGGAAAAAAGGCCCUGGUGAACAAGGACGACGUCCAGAAGAUGAACCCUCCCAAGUUCAGCAAGGUGGAGGACAUGGCUGAGCUCACCUGCCUGAACGAAGCCUCAGUACUGCACAACCUGAAGGACAGAUACUACUCCGGCCUCAUUUACACUUAUUCUGGUCUCUUCUGUGUGGUGAUAAAUCCAUACAAAAAUCUUCCCAUAUACUCUGAGAACAUCAUCGAGAUGUACAGGGGGAAGAAGAGGCAUGAAAUGCCACCCCAUAUCUAUGCCAUUUCUGAGUCUGCCUACAGAUGCAUGCUACAAGAUCGUGAGGACCAAUCCAUCCUGUGCACAGGUGAAUCUGGAGCUGGAAAAACAGAAAAUACUAAAAAAGUAAUCCAGUACCUAGCCCACGUCGCUUCCUCUCACAAAGGCAGGAAGGACCACAACAUUCCACCAGAGUCGCCUAAAGCAGUGAAACUCCAGGGUGAGCUGGAGAAACAGCUCCUUCAGGCAAACCCCAUUCUGGAGUCUUUUGGUAAUGCCAAGACGGUGAAGAAUGACAACUCCUCACGCUUUGGCAAAUUUAUCCGCAUCAACUUUGAUGUAACUGGAUACAUAGUGGGGGCCAAUAUUGAGACCUAUCUUCUAGAGAAGUCCAGGGCUAUCCGACAGGCCAAAGAAGAGAGAACCUUCCAUAUCUUCUACCAGCUUCUGGCUGGAGCGGGAGAGCAUUUGCGAUCUGAUCUCCUCCUGGAGGGCUUUAAUAGCUACCGCUUCCUGUCCAACGGCAACAUUCCUAUUCCUGGCCAACAAGACAAGGACAACUUCCAAGAGACCAUGGAAGCUAUGCAUAUCAUGAGCUUUUCCCAUGAUGAGAUUUUAUCCAUGCUGAAGGUGGUAUCAGCUGUGAUGCAGUUUGGCAACAUUGUGUUCAAGAAGGAGAGAAACACAGAUCAGGCUUCAAUGCCUGAGAACACAGCUGCACAGAAGCUUUGCCAUCUCCUGGGAAUGAGUGUUAUGGAGUUCACCCGUGCCAUCCUCACCCCCCGGAUCAAAGUGGGCCGCGAUUACGUACAGAAAGCCCAAACAAAAGAACAGGCGGACUUUGCGGUGGAGGCUCUGGCCAAAGCCACCUAUGAACGCCUCUUCCGCUGGCUGGUACACCGCAUCAACAAAGCUCUGGACCGCACCAAGCGGCAGGGAGCCUCCUUCAUUGGCAUCCUGGACAUCGCUGGCUUUGAGAUCUUCCAGUUGAACUCCUUUGAGCAGCUGUGCAUCAACUACACCAACGAGAAGCUCCAGCAGCUCUUCAACCACACCAUGUUCAUUCUGGAACAGGAGGAGUACCAGCGCGAGGGCAUCGAGUGGAGCUUCAUCGACUUUGGCCUCGACCUGCAGCCCUGUAUCGACCUCAUCGAGAGGCCUGCGAACCCUCCAGGUGUUUUGGCCCUGCUGGAUGAAGAGUGCUGGUUUCCCAAAGCCACUGAUAAGACGUUUGUGGAUAAGCUGGUGCAGGAGCAGGGCUCACACGCCAAGUUCCAGAAACCACGGCAGCUGAAAGACAAGGCUGACUUCUGUAUCAUCCACUAUGCAGGCAGGGUUGACUACAAAGCAGAUGAGUGGCUUAUGAAGAACAUGGACCCACUGAAUGACAACGUGGCCACACUACUCCAUCAGUCUACGGAUAAGUUUGUGGCUGAGCUUUGGAAGGAUGUGGACCGUAUCGUAGGUUUGGACCAGGUGGCUGGUAUGAAUGAGACCGCGUUUGGAGCCACGUAUAAAACCAAAAAGGGCAUGUUCCGCACGGUGGGCCAACUGUAUAAGGAAUCUCUGACCAAGCUGAUGGCCACCCUCCGGAACACCAACCCCAACUUUGUCCGCUGCAUCAUACCCAACCACGAGAAGAGGGCUGGGAAAUUGGAACCCCAUCUGGUUCUGGACCAGCUGAGGUGUAAUGGAGUUCUGGAAGGAAUCCGAAUCUGCAGACAGGGCUUCCCCAACCGCAUUGUCUUCCAGGAGUUCAGACAGAGGUAUGAAAUCCUCACACCCAAUGCAAUCCCCAAGGGCUUCAUGGAUGGCAAACAGGCCUGUGAGAGGAUGAUCCAGGCACUGGAGCUGGACCCUAACCUCUACCGGAUUGGCCAGAGCAAGAUCUUUUUCCGGACCGGAGUUCUGGCGCACCUGGAGGAGGAGCGUGACCUGAAGAUCACAGACAUCAUCAUCUACUUCCAGGCUGUGUGUCGAGGAUACCUGGCACGCAAGGCCUUUGCUAAGAAGCAGCAGCAGCUAAGUGCUCUGAAGGUCCUCCAGAGGAACUGUGCUGCCUACCUGAAACUUCGCCACUGGCAGUGGUGGAGGCUCUUCACCAAGGUGAAGCCUCUACUGCAGGUGACCAGACAGGAGGAGGAGAUGCAGGCUAAAGAUGAGGAGUUGGAGAAGGUGAAGGAGAAACAGGUGAAGGUGGAGAACGAACUGGUGGAGAUGGAGAGGAAACACCAGCAGCUCCUGGAGGAGAAGAACAUCCUGGCAGAGCAGCUGCAGGCAGAGACGGAGCUAUUUGCAGAAGCGGAGGAGAUGAGGGCUCGUCUGGUGGCCAAGAAGCAGGAGCUGGAGGAGAUCCUGCAUGACCUGGAGUCCCGCGUGGAGGAGGAGGAGGAGCGUAACCAGGGUCUGCAGAACGAGAAGAAGAAAAUGCAGUCCCACAUCCAGGACCUAGAGGAACAGUUGGAUGAGGAAGAGGCAGCUAGGCAGAAGCUGCAGCUGGAAAAGGUUACAGCAGAGGCCAAGAUCAAGAAAAUGGAGGAAGAUCUUUUACUUCUGGAGGACCAGAACUCAAAAUUCCUCAAGGAGAAGAAACUGUUGGAGGAGAGAGUCAGUGAGAUGACAUCUGUGCUGGCUGAAGAAGAGGAGAAGGCCAAAAACCUCAGCAAAGUGAAAAACAAGCAGGAGAUGUUGAUGGUGGACCUUGAAGAGCGUCUGAAGAAGGAGGAGAAGACCCGUCAGGAACUGGAGAAGGCCAAGCGUAAGCUAGACGGGGAGACCACAGACCUGCAGGAACAGAUCGCUGAGCUCCAGGCUCAGAUUGAUGAGCUCAAAGCUCAGCUGGCCAAGAAAGAGGAGGAGCUCCAGGCAGUCCUGGCCAGAGGUGACGAGGAGGUGGCCCAGAAGAACAACGCACUGAAGCAGGUGCGGGAGAUGCAGGCCCAGUUGGCAGAGCUGCAGGAGGAUCUGGAGUCUGAGAAAGCAGCUCGCAGCAAAGCAGAGAAACUAAAGCGCGACCUGAGCGAGGAGCUGGAGGCCUUGAAGACAGAGCUGGAGGACACGCUGGACACCACUGCAGCCCAGCAGGAGCUCAGGACGAAGAGAGAGCAGGAGGUGGCGGAGCUAAAGAAGGCAAUGGAUGAGGAGACUCGUAACCACGAGUCUCAGAUCCAGGAGAUGAGACAGAGACACGGAACCGCACUUGAGGAACUCUCUGAACAGUUGGAGCAGGCCAAAAGGUUCAAGCUGAACCUGGAGAAGAGCAAGCAGACUCUGGAGGGCGAUAACAAGGAGCUAGCCUGCGAGGUGAAGGCUCUGCAGCAGGCCAAGCUCGAGUCUGAGCACAAGCGCAAGAAACUGGAGGUGCAGCUACAGGAGGUGCUGGCACGCGCCACAGAGGGCGAGAGGACCAAGAACGAGCUCGCCGACCGCACCCACAAACUGCAGUUGGAGCUGGAGAAUGUGUCUUCUCUGCUGGAGGAUGCUGAAAAGAAGGGAAUCAAGCUGGCCAAAGAUUCGGCCAGCCUGGAGAGCCAGUUUCAGGACACUCAGGAGCUGCUCCAAGAGGAGACCCGUCAGAAACUGAACUUGAGCAGUCGCAUUCGUCAGCUGGAGGAGGAGAAGAGCAGCCUACAGGAGCAGCAGGAGGAGGAAGAGGAGGCUCGCAGGAACCUAGAGAAACAGCUUGUAACUCUACAGGGUCAGCUGUGUGAGACGAAGAAGAAGCUGGAGGAUGAUGUGAGUGUGGUGGAGGGCUUGGAGGAGGCCAAGCGGAAGCUGCAGAAAGACAUGGAGGCUGCCACCCAGCGGCUGGAGGAGAAGGCCAUGGCUUAUGACAAGCUGGAGAAGACCAAAACCCGCCUGCAGCAGGAGCUGGAUGACCUCAUGGUGGACCUGGACCACCAGAGACAAAUUGUCUCCAACCUGGAGAAGAAGCAGAAGAAAUUUGACCAGAUGCUGGCAGAGGAGAAGAGUGUGUCGACGCGCUAUGCAGAGGAGCGCGACCGUGCUGAGGCCGAGGCCCGCGAGAAGGAGACGAAAGCCCUGUCGAUGGCCCGCGCCCUGGACGAGGCCCUGGAGGCCAAAGAGGAGUUUGAGCGUCUGAACAAACAGCUGCGUGCUGAGAUGGAGGACUUGAUGAGCUCCAAGGAUGACGUGGGCAAGAACGUGCACGAGCUGGAGAAGUCCAAGCGCACACUGGAGCAGCAGGUGGAGGAGAUGCGCACCCAGCUUGAGGAGCUGGAGGACGAGCUCCAGGCCACGGAGGAUGCAAAGCUGCGUCUGGAGGUCAACAUGCAGGCGAUGAAGGCCCAGUUCGAGCGUGACCUGCAGGCCAGAGACGAGCAGAACGAUGAGAAGAAGAGACUCCUGGUGAAACAGGUGCGCGAAAUGGAGGCGGAGCUGGAGGACGAGAGGAAGCAGCGUGCUCUGGCUGUGGCUGCAAAGAAGAAGCUGGAGAUGGACCUGAAGGACUUGGAGGCCCAGAUAGAGGCGGCUAACAAGGCCCGUGACGAAGCCAUCAAACAGCUGCGCAAGCUUCAGGCUCAGAUGAAGGACUACCAGAGGGAGCUGGAGGAGGCUCGUGCCUCUCGUGAUGAAAUCUUCACUCAAUCCAAAGAAAACGAGAAGAAGCUCAAGAGCCUCGAAGCCGAAAUCCUACAGCUACAAGAGGACCUGGCUGCGUCAGAGAGAGCACGCCGUCAUGCGGAGCAGGAGAGGGAUGAACUGGCAGAUGAGAUCUCUAACAGUGCCUCUGGGAAAUCCGUGCUGCUGGAUGAGAAACGGAGGUUGGAGGCUCGUAUUGCUCAGUUGGAGGAGGAGUUGGAGGAGGAGCAGAGCAACAUGGAACUGCUCAACGACCGCUUCCGCAAGACUGCCAUGCAGGUGGACACACUCACUACGGAGCUGGCCGGAGAGCGCAGUGUAGCGCAGAAGAGCGAGAGUGCCCGCCAGCAGCUGGAGAGACAGAACAAGGAGCUGAAGGCCAAACUGCAGGAGCUGGAGGGAUCAGUCAAAUCCAAGUUUAAAGCCACUAUCGCCGCCCUGGAGGCCAAAAUCCUUCAGCUAGAGGAGCAGCUUGAGCAGGAGGCCAAGGAGAGGGCAGCAGCAAAUAAGAUCGUCCGGCGUACAGAGAAGAAAUUGAAGGAGGUGUUCAUGCAGGUGGAGGACGAACGUCGCCAUGCCGACCAGUACAAAGAACAGAUGGAGAAGGCUAACACGCGUAUGAAGCAGCUGAAGAGGCAGUUGGAGGAGGCAGAGGAGGAGGCGACCCGCGCCAAUGCCUCCCGCAGGAAGCUGCAGAGGGAGCUGGAGGAUGCUACCGAGGCCAGUGAGGGGCUCAGCCGGGAGGUCAACACACUCAAGAACCGCCUCAGGAGGGGAGGUCCUGUGAGUUUCCCUUCAGGUCGUUCUGGACGCAGGCAGCUGCAGAUGGAGGGUGAGAUCUCUGAUGACGACGCAGACAGCAAAGCCAGCGAUGUGAACGAGAGCCAGCCUGCCCAGCCUGAGUAGAAUACAGCGCCCUCCUGUGGUUCUGCACUGCUAGAACACCCUCUUUCCCAAAACCAGUCAGCACACAAAAAACUCAUUUCAAAGCCUCACCCUUUCUCUCCCACCCUGCUGCCUGGCCAGUAGACUCGAGGAGCAAGGUUCAGUGUGCGUGCACGCGCACACAGACGCACGCGCACACAGACACACGCGCACACAGACACACACAGUAUUCUGCAGCUGUCCAGAAGCCACAGUGAGCAUAAUUUAACACUGACACUCAUCAGUCCCUUCCUACCAGGUGAGCCUCAACGCUGCCUUACUCCAAUGUGGCAAGCUUCAGUGGACGACUUCUCAUUAGCGAUUUAUUGUAACGUUAGCCUUGAUAAUUGCUUAAGAAUCACUAUAUAGGUACAAGUGCAUUAUACAUGUCGAAUUUUUGUGCGAUCGCGUUCAUACACAAGCAACAGUGGCAUCACUCAAGUCUCAUUAAAUAACGCUAAAGCCACUGCUUAGCUUAAGCAACAUUACUAGCUUUUGACAUUAGUGUCUGAUGCAACACUCCAGUGAAGCAGGUUCAGAUUAUUAUGGGCUGGCAAAAGUAUAUGAGAGACUCUGGGCAUGGACAGCUCAUUUCAUUCUCCUCAAGCCAACAUUUAAAAUAUAUAUAUAAUAAUAAUAAUAAUAAUAAUAAUAAUAAUAAUAAUAAUAGUAAUAAUAAUAAACUGAAGCUAAACCCACAGUGAGCAGCUGAACCCAGCCUGCUCCCAAUGGAACUGGAAAUGGAAAAACUGUGAAAAAGCCUUGUCCUUCUGCCCCCUCCUUUAGAGACGGAGCCGAGAGUGCUGGGGGAGCUACUGCGACCUCUGUCCACUCUCGGUGUCUUCGAUUUCUCAUUCAACUAGAUUUGGGAGAUUCAUGGAAGCAUUUCUGGAGGUUUAUUGGUUGAGUGGAGUAUUUGACUAGGAUGAAAUUGGAUGUAACUGCAAAAUGCUUUUUAACUGCACACAUUAGUAUAAGCCAUACAAGGCCACUCAAACUGGAAAUAAAUGUAUGUGCUGGGAGAAUGUGCAUGUAAGGAACAACAACAAAGGCAUUUCCCCCCCCUUUUUUUUUCCUUUAUGGAGAUUCUUUAACUAUGUUUCAUUUAAAAUUGUGAAGGAAGAAAGGAAACAUUGAGCUGCUUUAUCAGACACUCUGAGACACUAAAGGGAACAGGAGAGGAAUCCAGGACCAUCUCUGUCAGUGCUGGAUGUGACUGGAACUCUGCUGUUGAACACGAUUCUUCACAGGCACGUCACUGGACCAGAGAGCUGGAGCUCCUCUGGGCUUCAGUCUGAAGCGAAGCAGAAUCGUGCAGAUCCAGCAUCCCGAGCGCUGCACUGGCGUCGUCUUCAACACUACAAAUACUGCUCCCAUCAGUAUUAGAAGAAAGAUGAUCCAUUUAAAAACUACUUACCUGCUCCAAUGUUAGUAUUUAAUAAUUUUUCUUUAAAAAGUGCCUUAGUCACUAAUUAAGAAAAUAUCCAUGGGUAAUGAUGCAUGGUGCAUCUGUAAUGUGUAUGCAAGUGCAAAGCUAACGUGAAGGCAGAACUGGCAAAUCCAUACAAGAAUAAUAAAAAAACUACAUAACCCUUUUUGUUUUGUAUUUUACUGUGCUUUGAAUCAUAUCGUUUAUAUGGCUCUAAUUUCCCCAGUAUUGAGUAAGCCAUGGGCCAGCUUCAGUUCAGCUUCCGUGUUUCCUCAAGGGGUUGGUGUCUUCUGCAGGGGCACAUGCAGAAUUUCAUUUGGUUAAAAGCUUUAUUGGCCACCAUUUUAGUAACUAUUAUUAUUGCUAUUAUCACUCUUAUUAUUGGACUGGCUGUUGA